Molecule: messenger RNA, 843 nt
Organism: Rotaria sp. Silwood2
Lineage: Eukaryota; Metazoa; Rotifera; Eurotatoria; Philodinida; Philodinidae
Source: the annotation of a GenBank genome assembly
AUGAAUCAAUGUCAUGUACCUAUUUCCAACAGUUCUUCAGUAUAUGAACCAAUUUCCGACGAUGAACCUCAAAUAUUUAUCCCGGUUAAAGAUGAUGAACAACAACAGCAACAACCGCCUUUACUUGAACAACCUCCACAUAAACAACGACGAACUACUGAAGCUCGACGUCGACGAAACCGAAAACGAAACAAUACUCAUCUUUUACAUCGUUAUCGUUAUACUUUAAUUCGUCGAAUUUACUCCCGAUUUACCAUAUCGUCAAUCAAAACAAUUCUUCGGCAACAUCAUGUUCGAUAUACACAUGUGAAGGUUGUUGAUUCAUCAUUACUUAUUGGUGUAAAAAAUUCGACGCUCAAACAUAAAACCGAUCAACAUUUACCCGGUGAUACAUUUGAUCGAUCUCAUUAUUAUUUACAUCGUCAUACAGGUAAACUUUAUUGUCAAUGUAACGACGAAAAACGCGAGAGUAAAUCGACUAUUCCACUAAAUGAAUACAUUCGUUUAUGUAUCACUAUUCGACAUCAUCCUAAUCUACAAGAAGUUUUCAGUGAACUAUGUGAUACUGAAAGACUGAUUGUUGAUUUAAAACGAACAUUUCCAUCAUUAAUCAAGGAAUUAGGUACAUUCGAACAAACAUUUGGUGACAUUCAAUGGCGUCAUAAACUCAAUUCUGAGAGCUUCUAUUUACCGAAUAGAAUUGAAGAACGAGCGAAAGCGAUUCUUCAAUGGCUAAUCAAUCAAUCUGAACGAAAUAUUGUUGUUAUCUCGUAUAAUUUAAUGUUGAAAGCAAUAUUUCAAUUACAUAAUCAACUUAUUGAUACGAAAAAUGGUGACAUUUAA